Symsagittifera roscoffensis is the source of this 1190-nucleotide messenger RNA. RefSeq names its product leucine zipper transcription factor-like protein 1. The transcript has 11 exons. Gene Ontology annotation, biological process: negative regulation of protein localization to cilium. NCBI's taxonomy places the organism in Eukaryota, Metazoa, Xenacoelomorpha, Acoela, Convolutidae. The record is from RefSeq and is a predicted model, not a curated record. Bases 33 to 926 code for a protein of 297 amino acids. Gene Ontology annotation, cellular component: cytoplasm.
UUGCUUGCAUUAAGAAAACUUUGUACCUCAAAAUGGAAAAAGCUCUGGGACUAAAUGAACAUCAUACGACACAAGUAGUAGGCUACAUGCGCUUCUCUCGCUUCAAGAGGAAAGAAGUGGUCAAAUCGAUUAACACCUGCUUUGAUGACGUCAAGACUUCACAUGUAAUGCAGGAGUCCACCUUCACUCAAGAUGAAGUGAUGCAGAUUCUGUCCUCAUUGGAGGAUCAGAUCAAAAUGGACGUGGAGGGUGACCUGGCAUUCGCUAUGCACACCAACUUGCUCCUUCUGAGACAGUUGUUCGGCCAGUCGGAGAAGUGGCACUUGAAACUGAAUGCUGACAUUUCACAACUAGAGAACUCAGACCUGAUCGAGAAAAUGAAAGAACUCGAGAGUAGCUUCUUUGCAGAUGGAUCUCUGGAAAACAAGAAGCUGGAUCCACUAGACUCUUCCGUCAAUGCAGGUCCAGCAGCCUUAUUGCACAUGAAAAUAGCUGAGUUACAAGAACAGAAUGACUUUCUUCUCUCCAAACUCAAAACAAUUGAAAGUGCCGCACUCUCUUCCUCUGGAGAUAAGAAGCAUGUCUUGCAAGAAUUAGAGGACGCUCAGAAACGUCUUGAUGCUAUGAAGCGGAAAUCGGGAUUGUCAAGCGAAGAGAUGGCUCAAAUUGAAGCAGAGAUGGCUGAAUUGAAGUUGAAACAGGGUCCGAAGGGAGAUGACGGGAAGUCUGCUUACAUGGAGAGCGAGAUGAUUUCGGCGAAGCACAAACUGCUAGAAGCGAGAGAGAUGCUGGAGAAAAACGAGAAGGAACUGGAACGAAAAUUCACUCAGACAGGAGCCUACAAAAACUUGAAGAGGAUGCUAGAUACGAAGAACUCGGAGAUAAAAGAGCUGCGGCAGAAGCUAUCCAAGUACGAGAGGGAUUGAAUCGGUUGCAGCCAGUAUUCUCUGUUCAUAUUGGCCCCCGAAUCAAAUGAUCAUUCAUCACAUCAUGACAUGUACCGCUAGAGAUAGAGAAUUACUAAAGCCGACGUUUGUCGCAGUACAUCGACUUAAAUUAUUGAUACCACCAAACUUCACAAUGGUUUCAGGAACUUUGCAUGUUUUGUUUUUGUUGUAAAUAAGUUAUAAUAGCAUUGUACAAAAUCUGUAUGUUAUAGAUAUAUCAUGUAAAUAAGUUUUCAACUGAAU